Molecule: messenger RNA, 1942 nt
Organism: Rattus rattus (black rat)
Lineage: Eukaryota; Metazoa; Chordata; Mammalia; Rodentia; Muridae
Gene: Ppp1r3g
Product: protein phosphatase 1 regulatory subunit 3G
Exons: 1
Coding region: 334-1377 (347 amino acids)
Biological process (GO): regulation of glycogen biosynthetic process
Cellular component (GO): protein phosphatase type 1 complex
Molecular function (GO): glycogen binding; protein phosphatase 1 binding
Source: RefSeq, a predicted model, not a curated record
CAGCACCGCCGCGGGGUGGAUCAAAGCUCUCAGCUAGCCUACGACCUUCAGAAGGUCUCAGUUUCCACUACGGGCCUAGCUCUCAGGUGCUCUGGCAGUCGCGCCUCCCCGCCCUGGCCCUCCCCUUGGGAUCUAGCCCCAGUCCAGCAUCCUCCUCCCUCUUGGUCUCAGCCGCAGCUAAAAGCUGGAAGCUCCAGGCUGAAUCCGCUUUCUGCCAGGGUAGGCGAGUCCAGCCCGCGCUAUGCGCUCCUUCGGCUGCGUUUGUAGAUAAAGUUUCCAGGGGAGUUUCUGUGUUUCCCUCAGGACGAAUCCCAGGCCGGAUCAGAUACUGUCAUGGAAGCCUCGGGAGAGCAGCUACAAAGAUCCGAGGCGUCCAGCUCUACGUCUUCCGAAGACCCGCCAUCCGCUGAAGAGCUGUCGGUCCCCGAGGUCCUUUGCGUGGAGAGCGGCACCUCUGAGGUCCGGAUCCCUGACGAUCAGCUCCAGGACAGGCCCCUGACGGCUCAGAAAGAGGCAGCUCUCCCGGAACAGGAGGAGCUACAGGAAUAUCGCCGCUCGCGUGUGCGCUCCUUCUCUUUGCCUGCAGACCCUAUCCUGCAGGCGGCCAAGCUCCUGCAACAGAGGCAGCAGGCGGGGCAGCCCAGUUCAGAGGGUGGCGAGGCGGCUGGGGACUGCUGCUCCAAGUGUAAGAAGCGCGUGCAGUUCGCCGACUCCCUGGGACUGAGCCUGGCCAGCGUGAAGCACUUCAGCGAGGCCGAGGAGCCUCAGGUGCCGCCCGCCGUGCUCUCCCGUCUCCACAGCUUUCCGCUGCGCGCCGAGGACCUGCAGCAGCUCGGGGAGCUGCUGGCAGUGGCAAAGGUGCCCGCGCCCCUCUUGACGCCGCGCGCCCAGCUCCGACCCCUCUUCCAGCUCCCGGGGCUGAUCGCUGCGGAGGAGCGUCUGCGGCGACAGCGAGUGUGCCUAGAGCGUGUGCAAUGCUCCCAGCCGCCCCGCGCCGAGGUGACCGGCUCGGGCCGGGUGAUCAGCUGUCCCGGACCCAGGGCAGUAGCGGUGCGCUACACUUUCACCGAGUGGCGCACAUUUCUGGACAUGCCGGCCGAACUUCACCCGGAGUCCCUGGAGCCUCUGUCUCCCGUGAGGUCGGGGAACUCUGGAGCAGGGACUGAGGAUAGUGAGGGGGAACCCGGCACCGAGCGUUUCUGCUUCUCGCUGUGCCUGCCCCCGGGUCUGCAGCCCAAAGAAGGAGAGGAUGCUGACACGUGGGGCGUCGCUAUUCAUUUUGCCGUCUGCUACCGCUGUGAACAAGGUGAAUACUGGGACAACAACGAGGGGGCCAACUACACCUUGCGCUAUGUGUGCUCCACAGACCCGCUCUGAAUCCGGGAAUUUCCAGACUUGGAGAGAGGCUGACCAGCACGCCAAGUUCCAGCAAGGGGAUCCUUAGCUGAGCGACGCCGAUUUGGCAUCAACAGAGCUUGGAACGAUAGGAGAGACAUGUUAAAUCACACACUCUCAGCGCAGAUCCACACAUCAGAAAGCACAGCAGCUCUGGCAGUGUUCUGACCCUCAGUCAUCGCUUCCGCUCAUGUCCUAGUAUUCUCAGCCGGCAUCGACAGACAGAGGCUCUCUCCAAGAAAAGGCAUCUGGAAGCCCAAGCCAGAUCCUAUGAUCUUGAGGAUUUGUUUCUAACUUGAGACGUGGUCCUUACAGCUUGGUGAAAACCUGCCCGGAAAGGACAAGGCACCCCACCUCCACGUGGGAGAGGAUGGCUUUCGCACAUGGAACCUUCACAGCCAGGCCUGAUUCUCAGAAGGCUAGGCGGGUGCAGCGUGCUCGUCCUUUUUAACUGGGCAGGAAACGCCUGCCCAGACUCGAUGCUGCUGUCUUCCGUGAUUGGAUACAAAUGUCUUUUAAGGAAGUAAAGGCCGUGUGAACAUGUGUC